AAGAAAAUCUCUAGGGAAUUUUGUUGUCUCGGUUGUUCGUUGGUAGUAUUGGUAUAUGCGUGCUGCAAGUAAUGAACUCACUUCGGACUUUAAAGUGUAUAAAACUAUAUUCUUUGAUAAAACCAUGAUAAGACCGUGUUUUCGAUAGUUUCGCUGAAAAGUAUCGUGGUAUUAAAAUUAGGUGAAAACUAUAAUAGGUCCUCGCAUUCCUAAGAUGUACUAAGAUGGCUGUGUGUGUCGCAGUGAUCGGGAAAGACAAUUCUCCGAAGUAUAUUCGCUGCUCUGAUGAAACAGCGGCUUUACAAUUCCACUACAAAGUGCACACAUCAAUUGAUAUUAUAGAAGAAAAAUUGAACACUGGAAAUAAGAUGGCAGCUGAUGUUAGGGAGCUCUUUUUAGGAUUGUUAUUUUCAACCGAGGAGCACAAAAUAUUUGGUUAUGCUACAAAUACCAAAAUCAAAUUCAUCGUUGUACUGCAAUCUACAAAUGCAUCUCUAAGAGACAAUGAAGUACGAAUGAUCUUUAGAAAAUUACACUCUGCCUACGCUAACGCAGUGUGUAAUCCAUUCUAUGUACCAGGGGAUCAAAUCCAAUCCAAAGCGUUUGACACAGCUGUAAUGGAAAUUAUGGGUGCUGCUUAAUCAAGCUGUACAAAGUAUGGACUAUUAUAAACUAUAAGUUAAUUCAUGUAAUUAUAAAAUAAAUAUUUCAACUAAGUGAAAUG
Molecule: messenger RNA, 724 nt
Organism: Diprion similis
Lineage: Eukaryota; Metazoa; Arthropoda; Insecta; Hymenoptera; Diprionidae
Product: trafficking protein particle complex subunit 2-like protein
Exons: 5
Coding region: 225-641 (138 amino acids)
Biological process (GO): endoplasmic reticulum to Golgi vesicle-mediated transport
Cellular component (GO): cytoplasm; nucleus; TRAPP complex
Source: RefSeq, a predicted model, not a curated record